AGUAGUUCUAACUCAUCAAUUCGCGUAAGCUCUCGUUUGUUUUACGGAAACCAUCACUGAAAGAAUGUCUGUAACUUUUAAUUUUUUGAAAGCGGCUUCUCUUCAUUACAAAGACAUUUGCCCGGAGCAGGCUCGAUUUCUCAUGAGAAGACAUCAGUCCUUGUUAGACAAGAGAAAGGUGGAGGGGGCGGUGUGUCCGUUCUGUUUCGAGUGGCGCCACCCGGACAACCACCGCGUGCGUCUGAAGCCCCGGCGCCGGGCCUCCCGGCAGGUGAACCGGCUCCUGAGGAGGGAGGCGACCCGCAAGCUCCUGAGUGCGCGGCAGGCCAAGGUCCUCAGAAGGUUUCGGAGGUCCCGCAGCUCUCUGAUGGCUACGUGCCACACCUGCAGCAGAACCACAAGGCAGCGCGGCAUGAGCAGGGAAGCUGUGGCCGCUCUAUCCCAAAACCAGCGCAACCCCGGGGCGACGAGUAAACUCGGGACCCCUGGCAGGACGCCACAGUCAGCCGGCAGAGCAAACGCAGUUCUUUUAAAGUCUUCCGAGAAAACUCCAAGCACCAGCAGCACCCCUUCCUUAAAGUCGAGCAGCAUGAAGAAGUCGGUCUUGUCGCGCGUUAAGAAGUUCCUGAUGCUGGACAGCAACCAGAACAGUCAGAAGGGCAGCCUGAAGGACUUCCUGUCGUCGCUCUGAGCCUCUCAGAAUCUGAGGCGACACUCUGCGCACAACUCGAUGCUGCCCUGGAACCCACAAUAAUGCCGGCUUAUCGCCACCUGCAUCAUGUUUUAAAGGGUGAGGUAUAGGAAGGUCCACAAGCCUUGCUAGGCUGCCAUGUAAAUAAACAUUGCCACUCUGACCUCUCAGGAAUACCUCCAGCCUUCUAGGCAGCUUAAAGGAACCUGCCCCUCUGUGUGUGCAAUUGUUGAUCCACGAGUGGGGGUGUUUAAGCAAUACACACGAGUUCUUCUCGCAAAUCCAUAUACGCGGCGACUUUUUAAAAUGUAUAUGUAAAACAUGUUUUGUUCGAGGGAGUCACACUUAACCCAAUUCUUUUGCCUUUGCUUAGGUUGGAUUUUUAUAACAUACGCUUGUUAGUACUUUAUGGUUUUCUAGAAUUUGUAUGCAGGUACUUUUGAAAGUAUGUCAUUUAUGUCACAGUGCCUGUUUGUAUGUGCUUCGAGACGGUGCUUUCCCCGCUCUUAAGUGCAGAGUUCCUGUUAAAGCACCUGGUGGUGGAAGGAAACAGAUUAGUGAAUUACAUUGUUUACAUGUAAUGCUGUUCUGCUUUAAAGGUUGUAUUUCUUCAAAAGACCAAAGACAAAGGCUGAGGCCAUAAUUUAAACAUUUUUCACUGUAUUGUCUUUUUCUACAUUGCUUAUGUGCUAUACUGUUUUUCAGGGACUGAGAAAGGACUUUGAAGAGUUUCACUGUUGCCUUUGCUAAACUGUCUGUUCAUUUUACUUAUUUUUGUGUGUACAAUCUGACUGAAAUACCAUUUUGGUAUUUCGAAUGUCAUGCAUGUCCAGUAUUAUGAUACAAAAUAAUUUCAUUGUAACUGGUAAUUGUUUCACUUUAUUAUUAAAACUGAGCAGCUGUUAGGCUGUAUUCAGUACAGUUGUGUGACCUCAGUGUUCCAGCACGCACAAAUAAAGCCUUUUUUCCC
This is a messenger RNA of Scleropages formosus (Asian bonytongue), 1661 nucleotides long. RefSeq names its product ribonuclease MRP subunit p24 (gene rmp24). NCBI's taxonomy places the organism in Eukaryota, Metazoa, Chordata, Actinopteri, Osteoglossiformes, Osteoglossidae. The record is from RefSeq and is a predicted model, not a curated record. Bases 65 to 691 code for a protein of 208 amino acids. The transcript is spliced from 5 exons.